AUGGACUCACCAGUGGCUUUGAUAACAGGGGGAGGAUCUGGCAUCGGGCUCGCGGUAGCCGAACACUUGAUCAAUCUGCAUGGCUACCGCGUUGCCAUCUUGGACAUCGACGAACAGCGGGUCAAGCUAGAGACCGAGACUCUGGGCUCCUCAAGGUGCUUGGGCCUUCACGUCGAUAUCACGGACUACAAUCAGCAGGCUCGAGCUUUCAAGCAGACCUUCGAAUGGGGCGGUAACCGACUGGACCUCUUCUUUGCCAAUGCCGGCAUAGGAGAUAGCGACUCCAUGUACAAGGAUAUGUUCGGCCUAGACGACGAGACUGGAUUGCCGAAGCCGCUCAAUCUCUGCAGCAUGGACGUCAAUAUGAACGCUGUUUUGCAAGGCAUGCAUAUCGCCAGGCACAUUUUUACGGAGAAGAACCAGAAGCCCGGCGGCAAGAUCAUCGCUUCUUCGUCUGUCGUCGGCAUAUAUCCUAACUAUGCCAUGCCACUCUACUGUGCUAGCAAGCACGGACUGGUUGGACUCGUGAGAGCGCUGGCGCCGGUUUAUGCCAAGGACAACAUCAGUGUCAACUGCCUCUGUCCUACCUUGAUCGAGACGAAUCUAAUGCCGAAACAUAUGGUUAGAGAGUUUCACGUUCCCGCAGAGACUACGCCAAUGUCCACAGCACUCAGAGCCAUCGAUCGAGUGGUGCAGGAUAACAGCCUUACUGGGCAAGUAAUGGAACUGACGUUGGACGAAGUUGUCUUCAAACACAAGCCGGAGUACUCUCGACCUAACGUAAAGUGGAUGUUCGACCAGAUGGAGAUGUGGGAGAGAGUCUGCGAACCUGUCGGUCUUCACUUCCUCAGUCUUCAAGCACUGCUAACCUUUUGA
Molecule: messenger RNA, 876 nt
Organism: Saxophila tyrrhenica
Lineage: Eukaryota; Fungi; Ascomycota; Dothideomycetes; Mycosphaerellales; Extremaceae
Exons: 2
Coding region: 1-876 (291 amino acids)
Cellular component (GO): cytoplasm
Molecular function (GO): oxidoreductase activity, acting on the CH-OH group of donors, NAD or NADP as acceptor
Source: RefSeq, a predicted model, not a curated record